Molecule: messenger RNA, 1361 nt
Organism: Pyrus x bretschneideri (Chinese white pear)
Lineage: Eukaryota; Viridiplantae; Streptophyta; Magnoliopsida; Rosales; Rosaceae
Product: 3-oxo-Delta(4,5)-steroid 5-beta-reductase-like
Exons: 2
Coding region: 123-1298 (391 amino acids)
Source: RefSeq, a predicted model, not a curated record
AAAGGAUAGUCACCACGCAAAGGUUUGAAGAUAAGAUUCCCAUCUCCCAAAUAUAACAGAUGACCAUUAUGCUCAGAAAGUAGCAGCGGUGGUGGGCAGGAGGAACCAGAAACAACACAAAAAUGAGCUGGUGGUGGGCAGGAGCCAUUGGAGCUGCAAAGAAAACUUUUGAUCCCAAUGAUGUGCCGCCCAAAUACCAGAGCGUGGCUCUGGUUCUCGGCAUCACUGGGAUAGUCGGCAAUAGCCUUGCCGAGAUUCUCCCCCUGGCCGACACACCCGGCGGGCCAUGGAAGGUAUAUGGUGUGGCCCGCCGGCCUCGUCCGGCGUGGAACGCUGAUCAUUCGAUUGAAUACAUUCAGUGUGAUCUCUCAGACCCUCAUCAAACACAUGCUCAGCUGUCCCAGCUGACCGAUGUCACUCAUGUAUUUUAUGUGACGUGGGCAAGUAAGCCCACGGAAGCUGAGAACUGUGAGGUCAACGGCAACAUGUUUCGGAACUUGCUGGAUGCUGUGAUCCCAAAUGCACCAAAUCUGCAGCACAUAUGCUUGCAAACGGGCCGGAAGCACUAUCUCGGUCCGUUUGAGAUGUUGGGCAAGGUCGAGCCUCAUGAGCCACCGUUUCACGAAGACCUUCCGAGGCUCGACGUGCCCAAUUUUUACCACACAUUGGAGGACAUUUUGUUUGAGGAGGUGAAGAAAAAGGAGGGUUUGACAUGGUCAGUGCACAGGCCUAGCGUGAUAUUCGGGUUUUCGCCUUAUAGCUUGAUGAACAUUGUGGGGAGCCUCUGCAUUUAUGCCGCAAUAUGUAAGCACGAGGGGAAGAAACUGAGGUUUACGGGGAGCAGAGGGGCGUGGAACGGGUACUGGGAUGUCUCGGACGCUGACUUGAUAGCCGAGCACCAGAUUUGGGCAGCAGUUGAUCCAUAUGCCAAGAAUGAGGCUUUCAAUUGCAGCAAUGGGGAUGUGUUUAAGUGGAAGCAUAUGUUCAGGGUUUUGGCAGAGCAGUUCGAGCUUGAGAUUGAGGACCUUGGCGAGGAGGGCGGAUCGGAGGCGAGCUUGGAGGAGAUGAUGAAAGAUAAGGGGCCGGUGUGGGACGAGAUUGUGGAAGAGAAGGGUCUGGUUCCUACCAAGUUGGAAGAAGUUGGCAACUGGUGGUUUGUGGAUAUAUUGUUUGGAGUUGAGACAAGUCUGGACAGCAUGAACAAGAGCAAAGAACAUGGUUUUGUGGGGUUCAGGAAUUCAAAGACGUCGUUUUUAACUUGGAUUGACAGGAUGAAAUCUCAGAGACUUGUUCCUUGAUGUUCUUGUUACAAAAUCGUUGUUGUAAUAAAUGUUCAAUAAAAAAUAAAACCGGAAGAUAUA